AUGAAUAUAUUAGGAAAAGAAAAUCUAUUGAAUAAAGAAUUACAAGACCAAACACUUCAGCAAGCAAUUUCUAUUCAAAAAUCACUAUAUGAAUCUGAAGCCAUAAUUGCCAAAAAGCGAGAAAAAGUUUUAAGAUUGUUCCAAUUAUCAUUGGAUUUUGUCAAUUUUUCUUCAGAAAUUAAAAAUAUUAGUGGAGAUAUUUCACAAAUUUCUUUAGCAUUAACAGAAUUAGAUAAUGCAGUUACUAAGCUUCAGCUAGAAUCUGAAAAUAAGCUAUUUGAAUCACAGAAAAAACAAUUGAUUCUUGAAAUUACCUCAGAAGAAGAAACUUUAUCAAAAAGACUGAACGAAUUUGAAACCCAAAUAAGAGAAAUCCAGAUCAGAGAAACUAUCUAUGAAACCCAAGCAGCUUUAAAAGAGCAAGACGCACUUAUAAGCCAGCCUUUUACCUCUUCUCUCCCCAAAGCUCCAAAAAUCAGCAAGAAAUUAGAAGACAUAGAAGCUCCAAAAAUUAAUUCUCAAGAGCUUGAAGACUUUUUAAAUUUUUAA
Molecule: messenger RNA, 549 nt
Organism: Blepharisma stoltei
Lineage: Eukaryota; Ciliophora; Heterotrichea; Heterotrichida; Blepharismidae
Source: the annotation of a GenBank genome assembly